AAAUAAAUCGCGCAGAAGGCAAAACUAAACCCCUAACCCCAACUGAGGCCGGGCGUCAGCGUCACCGCCACAAGUGUGGAUUCUAGCUUGCCGCCGCCGUCGCUCUCUUUAGUUCUGCAGAAUGGAGGAAUCCUCGGUGCUGAACAAGAUGUUGCUUAAUCUUCGCGCAACGUGCAAGUACUAUACUGGCUACCCAAGGGAUCUAGGACCAUCAAGAGUUGUUCAUUUUACCUCGGAGCGUGAAUUUGUACAGCUUCUUCACCAAGGUCACCCUGUGGUUGUUGCAUUUACCAUAAAAUGUAACCUCACCAAACGUCUAGAUAGAGUACUGGAAGAAGCUGCAGCAGAGUUCCAUCCUCAUGUAAAAUUUAUGCGUGUUGAGUGCCCAAAGUAUCCUGGAUUUUGCAUAACACGCCAAAAGACAGAAUAUCCCUUCAUAGAAAUAUUUCACAGUCCAGAACAGGCAGCUGAUCAAGUGAAGGCUGUUGAUCCAAAUAUCACAAAGUACGCUGUCAAAGUUUUACCCUUCGACAAUGAUGUCAGUGCCUAUGGAUUCAGAGAGUAUUUCAAGCGCAACGGGAUAAAGUCUUCCGACUGAAGUUUGUGGAUGUAGAUUGUAGAUCUCGAUCUUUCUUGAGAAUGCAGAAUAUAUCUUGUUGGUUCAACUAUCUGUCCAAAAUAAUACUCCUAUUUCCAUAGUUUCGUAUAUCUAUUUGUUGA
This is a messenger RNA of Salvia hispanica, 720 nucleotides long. RefSeq names its product Thioredoxin superfamily protein. Lineage: Eukaryota; Viridiplantae; Streptophyta; Magnoliopsida; Lamiales; Lamiaceae. The record is from RefSeq and is a predicted model, not a curated record.